GGGGCGCCAUGCGGUUAACUAAUGAUUUCUUUUUUAUUUUAUCCGCUACUUUUUAAUUUUCUGUAGUUCAUUCAUUAUCUUAGCCGAAAUUAAGUUUCAUAUAUUUUCGGCUUAUCGAAACCUAUUGAAUUUUAAAAAAAUAAUAUGGAUCGAUGUGAAGACAAUGUACUAAUUUUUGAUAAAUUGGAAGCUACUGAUGUUUGGAAAGAAUCUAAUUGCCCAGUAUACAUCACACCAAAUUGUGCAAGAACUGAUAAGAUACCAAAAGAAUUAUUUGAUUUUGAUGAUCAUUCAAAAUUUGAUGUAGAUUAUAUUUUACAAAAAUUACAUGAACUUAUCUCUGAUCCAGUAACAAGUACUAGUGUUCUUAGAAUAUGUAGAUUUCUGCAUGAUUAUCUUUAUUAUAUAGGAACUGGUGGUUACAAAAUAAAACACUUGCCCAUAAUAAUAAAAUUAUUAGAAUUUUUGGCACAAAAUGUUGAAUCUGUUAAAGAAUAUGAGAUACAUCUUAAUCAAAUGCUAGAGCUUUGUAGUUUACCACCCAUAUUAGAAAAGUCUUCUGAAGCCUUUUUUAAUUCUGAUAUAAUGGAACAGUAUUUUACAAUAUUAGGACAUCUUCUUGUAAUCUUACCAAAGCAAGAACAGAUAUUGAAAGUUCAUAAAGCGCUUCACUCUUUACUGUUGAAAAAAAAAUCAAAAAAUACUACUGCAAUAAAGCAGAAACUUUGUCAUACAGCUGUAGAAAAAUCACAGUUGCCAGUAAUUAUGACCGAAUUAUUAAAAUCUUCUUCACCAGACAUGUAUCCAAAAUUGUUAGAAGUGGUUUUUUUACUUUCAUCUAUCUCAUAUGGAUGCUCUCAUAAGAUGAUUGAGACUGGUAUACUAAACAUUAUACUCAUUAGAAUGGAUCUUCCCUAUGCAACUCAACUACGGUGCACAAGGCCACCAGAUUCCCUAUUAAUAGGGAAUGAAUAUCCUGAAGAAACUACUCUUUUAAUAAUGAAUACCUUGUGGAGUUUAAUGAAGUCUGUUCUUCCACCCAAUGUUGUGCCAAUUCAUUGGAAGGAUAAUUUGCCAUCUGUACACUGUGCCUUAUGGGGUUUAUGUUAUUCAUUUGAAAGACAAGUAUGCUAUAGCCAAUGUAGAAGCAUCAAUGUACAAAUCAGGAAUGAAAUUGCAGUGAUUAUUCUUGUAAUUUUAAUCACUUUUCCCUCUUGGAACCUUGUUAGUAGCGGUAUAGCAGAAGAUGUUAUCAAAUUUUUUGUUGGAGUUGAGACUGGAACUCUAAGAGUUUUUGCAGAAAAUAUAAAGUUUGGCAGGUCCAAUGAAGAUUUAUUCUUCCAGAAAAUUUUGUUGCUAACCAUUACACAUUUAGCUGAAGUUGAUGCUUGUAUUUUUUUAAUGAAGGAGAAAAAAUUGAUGAGAACUGUACUUCAUCUUGUUAAUCCAAAUACUAAAGAAUGUAAAAUCACUUGGAAUGCAUCUCAAUUUUGGAACUUAUGGACAUAUGCCAUAAAUGCUUUAUCUGUACUAGUCCCAAAAAUGCCAACAGAAUUUAUGGAGUACUAUGGCACGCUCAGAUUGUUCAUAAUAUUAGAAUGGUGCUUAAGUACAGACUAUAAUAUAAAAAUAGUUCAAAAUUGGACAAAAACAAUUUGCACAAUUAUUUUGAAUAAUAAUUCGAUUUUACUAGAAGAUUUCCGGGAACAUGGAGUUACAUUAUUAUUAAUCAAACUCAUAAAUCAUAUUUUGACCUUUGACAAGAUUACAAUGAAGGAUCAAAGAAUUUUAACAUUAGCUUUAAUCUCAAUUGAGAGACUGAUGAAAAAACAAAGAUUUCACCAAGAAAUGUAUGGAGAUCAAAGUAUUACAUUAAUUAUGGAACUAUUAUUCAGGUGUAUAUAUCAAAAGGAUAAGGAAAUUCAAGUAGACCAACGUCUUUUAUUAGCAAUAGGUUCAUACAUUUGGGAAUGUAUAUUAUGGUGUCCUAAAAAUCUUGAAAAAUUCAUUGGGUAUGGUGGAGUAUACAUUAUUCUUGACAUAAUUGAAAUUAUUCCAUAUCCUGUUCAAUGUGUAUUCCUGGGUGUAUUCACUGAUAUGUGCGAUAAUUAUUUUUGUGGGCCAUAUUUGUGUACAUGGAGAGGAAUUGAUAAGAAAACAGGACUGAUGUCCUUAUUAGCAAGAAUGUGGAGAGAAGAAGAAAUACGAGUUAAAGUUAAAAGAUUCCCGGAUGGUUCUGUUACAGAUGAAGAAUUACCCCAGAUGAGCAAUAGACAAUGGUCAGACACUUACCGUAUUAAAUUAACUCAAAACAUUAGCCCAGCAGUAAUUGAUAUGAUUGGUUCAGUAAGAUCAAAGAUAUAUAGCCUUAGAAAAAUAAUUGAAAGGGAUCAGAAAAGAUAUCAACAUGCAAAGGAGCAUUACAAAAUAUUAUAUGCUGAUCUUUCAAUGGAAGAUAGAAUUACAAUAUUUAACAUGGAUUUGUAUUUUAAAAUAAAGUUAGGUCAAAUAUGGGUAGAAAUUUCUAAAUAUUUUGAACAGGCUGGCAUUACUCCACUUGGCAUGGAUGGACAGGCACUUUUUUUGAUGACCCAAAGAUACUAUUCUUGGGGUAAACUAAUCAAAAAUGGAGAGCAAAAAAUAAUAAAAUCUGUACAGAUUGCAGAGGAUAUAGAAGAAAAAGAUGAAUAUGCCAGAAUUCGUGAUGCCAAACUUAUUCUAGCAUUAGAUGCAUUUGAUGAAUUAGACUAUAUAUAUAGAACAACAAAUAGAUCAUAUUUAUUAGAGAAAAAAGAUGAACAAAUUCGGCAGGUUAACGCAGCUUUAAAUUUCCCGCCUAACGCAGACGAUGCACAUUGUCAUAGAACAUUCUUUCAUAAACCCCCAAUUACGGCUAUAUAUAGUCAACAUCCAGUAAUAAAGAGUAGUUUAAGAUCAGAUUCAAAUUUUAAUCAAGUGAAAUGUCUUCCUGUUUCUCCUUGUUAUUCGUUUAUUUCGGACAAUGUGUGUUCUUCUGAAAUUUCUUUGCCUAUCAUAACAAGUAGCUGUAUUCUUAAACCAGAAGAAUUUAUCGAAGAUGUGUAACAACAACAUGGUAUAAAAUUUUACACAAAAUAUUUAUUUCAAUAAAUCGUUUAUAAACAUUUUCUACGCGCCAAGUACAGUAUUAAUUUUAUAUUCUAUCAUUUUAUAAAUGAGAAGUUUGUUUUCUAAAAGUUAAUAAGAAGAUUGAAAGUUUUUCCAGAUUUCAUUUUCAUUUGAAACAUAUCGAAAAGGGCAUUCGAGGAUUAGCCACGGUU
Molecule: messenger RNA, 3299 nt
Organism: Osmia bicornis bicornis
Lineage: Eukaryota; Metazoa; Arthropoda; Insecta; Hymenoptera; Megachilidae
Product: cilia- and flagella-associated protein 69-like
Exons: 12
Coding region: 145-3084 (979 amino acids)
Biological process (GO): positive regulation of flagellated sperm motility
Cellular component (GO): non-motile cilium; sperm midpiece
Source: RefSeq, a predicted model, not a curated record